AUGACGCAAGAGACAGGGCAAUUUUGUACGGGCAUUCAAAAGCCUGCAAAAUAUAGGGGAAAACGAGGAGGGCAUAAUAGAGGAGAAUUUCAAAAACUUCUAUUUGAUUCCGAGAUUAAUGUGAUAUUUUCUUGCAGAAAAUAUGUUGGAGAUUUUUCAGUUAAAAUUAAGGAGUUGGGUUCUAGGAUCAUGAAUUUGAUUAGUGAAGGACUUGGUCUAGAGUAUGGAUAUUUUGAGGACGAUCUUAGCGGAUCCUUGAUUAUCUCUGCUGAUCAUUAUCCAUCAUGUCCUAAUCCAAAUUUAACCCUUGGUUUACUCAAGCACUAUGAUGCUUACCUCAUCACCAUUUUACUCCAAGAUGACAUAUCUGGUCUUCAAGUAUUAAAGGAUGGAGAAUGGAUUGGUGUUUCCAAGCUCUUCCUCAUGCAUUUCUCAUCAAUAUAG
This is a messenger RNA of Lathyrus oleraceus (garden pea), 444 nucleotides long. Its product is annotated as 1-aminocyclopropane-1-carboxylate oxidase homolog. The record is from RefSeq and is a predicted model, not a curated record. Bases 1 to 444 code for a protein of 147 amino acids. The transcript has 2 exons. Lineage: Eukaryota; Viridiplantae; Streptophyta; Magnoliopsida; Fabales; Fabaceae.